Messenger RNA from Cricetulus griseus (Chinese hamster), 4993 nucleotides. Lineage: Eukaryota; Metazoa; Chordata; Mammalia; Rodentia; Cricetidae. The record is from RefSeq and is a predicted model, not a curated record.
UCCAAAAGCCACACCACAGAUGAUAAUCACAUCUCCAACCAGAAGCUCAAAGGUGACAUCAGCCACACCUGCACUCAGUAGCUCAUCACAGGUGACAUCAGCCACACCUGCACUCAGUAGCUCAUCACAGGUGACAUCAGCCACACCUGCACUCAGUAGCUCAUCACAGGUGACAUCAGCCACACCUGCACUCAGUAGCUCAUCACAGGUGACAUCAGCCACACCUGCACUCAGUAGCUCAUCACAGGUGACAUCAGCCACACCUGCACUCAGUAGCUCAUCACAGGUGACAUCAGCCACACCUGCACUCAGUAGCUCAUCCCAGGUGACAUCAGCCACACCUGUACCAAACAGCCCACCAUGGCUUGUCAUGACAGAGGUCACCAGGCCUGAAUCCACUAUUACUGCUGGAAGAUCUUCGGCAGACAUCACUUCAAGCCCAAAUGAAGACUCUCACCCAGAAGUCAUCUCCGCCCAUCCACAAAUGUCAUUUCAGAGUACAGCCAAUCAGGUCACAGAUCAGACAGCAGGGAAGUUGAUCCCAGAAAUACCUGCUGUUCAAGCUCAUAGUGAAUUCCAGAAAGCUUGUGACAUCCUCCAGAGAGUGAGGAACCUCCCUCCAACAUUUCCUACAUCAGCUCAGGUCAGUGUGGCCCAUUUACUCAUGGACCUGAGUGAACAGUUGCUGAUGAUCCCACGUCAGAAAAAUGACAGUUGGAACUUCAAAACUCCCGCAGUCACCUGCCCCCUGCAGGAUCUUGGAAGUGCAAUAACGACCAAUCAGAAGAUUCUUCAGCAAGACCCCCAGCAGGUUGAAGACAUGCUGGAGAUGUCCUUGAUGGCCCUGGGAGAGAUCCACAAAGCAUUUUGCCAGCAGAGCCUGUCUCCUGAGUUGGCAGUGACCUUGACCUCUCCUGUUGCUACUCUGGUGCUGAGCAGCCAAAAUGUAUCAUCUUUGCCUCUGAGCACUUAUACUCUGGGUGACCCUGCUCCCUUGAGGUUAGGUUUUCCAUCAGCAGAAGCACUGAAAGAACUCUUAAGUAAACACCCAGGAGUGAACCUUCAAGUAACAGGUCUGGCUUUCAACCCUUUUGAGACUUUGGAUGACAGGAACAUUGUUGGAAGCAUUGGAAAUGUGCUACUGAGCUCUGGUUAUCAAUCGCUCCAAGUUCGUGAUUUAAUAGAAGAUAUUGAGAUCAUGCUCUGGAGAAAUGCCAGCAUGGAGACCCAGCCCACCAGCCUCAACACAAGUACAGACCAUUUCACAAUCACAGUGAAUAUCACCUCCGUGGAGAAAACUCUCAUUGUGACCAUCGAGCCAGAAAGUCCCCUUCUAAUGACACUGCACCUGGGCUUCCAAGACAAGCCUGACCACACUCUCUUCUACCUCAAUACCAGCCUUCCAAGGGACCAGGUGUGGCAGAAAGACGAGGAGUACACAUGGGUGCUGACACCAAAGAGCCUGCAGUACGGGAUUGGUACCUACUACAUUAUGGCUGUGGUCAAUAAAAGCACAGAAGCCACACAGUAUACACCUAUCCCAGUCUCAGUGGUAACAGCUGUCACCCAGUGCUAUUUCUGGGACCAAAACAACAGGACAUGGAGAAGCAAUGGAUGCCAAGUGGGGCUGCAGAGCACCAUUCUGAAGACACAGUGUCUCUGUAAUCAUCUGACCUUCUUCAGCAGCGACUUCUUCAUUGUGCCCAGGACGGUGGAUGUGGAAAACACCAUCAAACUGCUUCUUCAUGUGACCAAGAACCCUGUUGGGGUGUCCUUGCUGGCCAGCCUUUUGGGAUUCUAUAUCCUCUUAGUCACGUGGGCGUGGAGGAAGGAUCGAGCAGACCUGCAGAAGGUGAAGGUGACCAUCCUGGCUGAUAAUGAUCCCAGCUCUGCAUUUCACUACCUUAUCCAGGUCUACACUGGGUAUCGAAGGAGAGCUGCUACAACAGCCCAGGUUGUUAUUACCCUCUAUGGCUCCGAGGGGCACAGUGAGCCCCACCACCUGUGUGACCCACAGAAGACAGUCUUUGAGCGUGGAGCACUGGAUGUUUUCCUCCUCUCUACUGGGUUCUGGCUGGGGGACCUGCAUGGUCUUCGGCUGUGGCAUGACAAUUCUGGCAAUAACCCUUCUUGGUAUGUGAGCCAAGUGAUUGUCAGUGACAUGACUGUGAAGAAGAAGUGGCAUUUCCAGUGUAAUUGUUGGCUGGCCGUGGACUUGGGCAACUGCGAGCGUGAUGGGGUCUUCACACCAGCCUCCAGGAGGCAGCUCUCUUCCUUCAGACACCUGUUCUCCUCCACUAUCAUAGAAAAGUUCACUCAGGAUUAUCUGUGGCUCUCAGUUGCAACUCGACACCCCUGGAACCAGUUUACUAGAGUCCAGCGGCUCUCUUGCUGUAUGACACUACUUCUCUGUGACAUGGUCAUCAAUGUUAUGUUCUGGAAGACGGGUGGUGCCACUGCCAAGAGGGGUGAGUAAAUUGGUCCAUUUGCUGUGACCUGGUCAGAGAUAGCCAUCAGCGUCCAGACCGCCAUCAUCCUCUUCCCUAUCCAUCUGGUCUUUGGACGGCUCUUCCAGUUGAUUCAUCCACCGGAAACUCUGACCCCGCUUCCUCCCAUCCAGGCUACCUGCCCCUCAGGUCUUGCUUGGGAGUCCCCCUCUCCCACACAGGUGGUCACGGAAUUAAAGGAAACUCUGGGAUUCCUGCUCAGGAGAAACACAUACCUGCUCUCCGAAUGUGAACAGUCUUGGUGGUGUUCUUGUGACAUUAACGAGCUCGUGAAGCUUUUCUCUGGCCUCAUUUACUCUCACUUAGAAGACCAAGGCUGUCACCAGCAGAGAGAGUCCCCACGGGAAGACGUGGUUUCUGAAAACCACCACCAUUUCUGCCGAUACCUGCUCCACGUUCUACAGAGACUGAAAUCGCACUUGAGUGCUCUCAGUGCCGCUCAGGUUCAGCAGCCCUGUGACUUCUCAGAAGCAGUGAGCCAACUUCAAAACCUCCAGGAACUCCUGGAAACACAGACUCUUCCCAGGGAGCAGGGGCCAUGCAGGUACUCAACCAGUUUCCCCAUCCUGAGCCCAGAAGAAGGGAAGAAGUCCAUGUUGUUUUGCCUAUUCAAAUGGUUGAAAUACAGCUGCUGGCUCUUUCUAGGUGUCAUUAGCCUGGCUUCAGCUUUUUUUAUAACACUUUAUAGCCUGGAGUUGAACAAAGACCAAGCCACCAGCUGGGUUAUUUCAAUGAUGCUAUCAGUACUUCAAGACAUCUUCGUCAACCAGCCAAUAAAGGUGAUCUUCCUCACAUUCCUGUUCUCACUGAUGUCGAACCAGAUGCCAUGGCUUAACAAAGACAAAGAACAACAUGCCAAGAGAAUCGUAGCCCUUUGGGCAAAGUGUUCUUCAUCGGCACCUGGUUUGAGAGAUAAGAACAAUCCCAUCUAUACUGCCCCAGUAAUGACCAGCUCAGCCAAGCCCCCAAAGGGAGCCUGGAAGAAGCAUCUCUUCAAGCUGACUGGUGGCACUCUGGUCCAAAUCCUCUUUCUGAGCCUGCUGAUGGCUACUGUCUACUCUGCAAGGGACUCCAGUCAGUUUCUCCUCCAUCAAGCUAUCAGAAAGAGGUUUUCUCACCGUUUCUCAGAAAUCAAACUUCUGGAGGAUUUCUACCCCUGGGCCAAGCACUCUCUCCUUCCUAACCUGUAUGGAGAUUACAGAGGAUUUAUUACUGAUGGGAACUCCUUUCUUCUGGGCAAUGUUUUGCUUCGCCAGAUUCGAAUUCCUAAAAGCAUGCUCUUCCCGGCGUCUCUCCAUGACCAAGUGAACUCACAUCCCCAACAUCAGGAGGACAGGGGGAACCAUGGGGUUGGCUGGGGUCCCCCUGAUACAAACAUCACAGAAACGGACAGUAUUUGGCAUUAUCAGAGUCAGGAGUUACUGGGAGGCUAUCCCACCCAAGGGGAAUUUGCCACUUACUCAGGAGGAGGAUAUGUUGUGAGACUUGGAAGAAACUCCAGUGCUGCAGCCAGAGUUCUUCGGCAUCUGGAGCAGAGGCACUGGCUGGAUCAGAGCACGAAAGUCCUCUUUGUGGAACUCACAGUCUUCAAUGCUAACGUGAAUCUUCUCUGUGCAGUGACCCUCAUUUUGGAAUCCAACAGUGUGGGGACUUUCUUCACCUCUCUGCAACUCGACAGUCUAACUUCCCUCCAGUCAGAGAGGAGCUUUGCUUGGAUUACCUCACAAGUCAGCUACUACCUACUCGUCUGUUACUACACCUUCAUACAGGGCUGCCGGCUGAAACGGCAGAGGUGGGGAUUCCUCACUAGGAAAAGAAACCUUCUAGACACAAGCAUAAUCCUCAUCAGCUUCAUCAUCUUGGGGCUCAACAUGCAGCGCCUUUCUCUCCUUCAUAAAAACAUGCUGCAAUACCGCCGCGACCAAGACAGGUUCAUCAGUUUCUGUGAGGCACUGAAAGUGAACUCAGCUGUCACUCACCUCAUGGGCUUCCUGGUUCUGCUGGCAACUGUGCAGCUGUGGGACCUACUGCGACAUAAUGCCCAAUUGCAGGUCAUCAGCAAGACACUGAACAAGGCCUGGGAUGAGGUGGUGGGCUUUAUACUGACCAUCAUGAUCCUGCUGAGCAGCUAUGCCAUGACUUUCAACCUGCUGUUUGGAUGGAGCAUCUCUGACUACAGGAGUUUCUUCAGCUCCACAGUGACUGUUGUUGGCCUCUUGAUGGGGAUUUCUAAUCACAAAGAGGUUAUCGCUCUAUACCCAAUCCUCGGCUCCUUUCUGGUCCUCACUGGCAUCAUCCUGAUGGGACUUGUGAUCAUUAAUCUUUUUGUUUCUGCCAUUCUCAUUGUCUUUGGAAAGGAAAGGAAGGCCCUUAAGAAAGAAGCUACUCUGACAGAUAUAUUACUACAAAAGCUCUCAAGUUUGUUGGGAAUUCACCAGCACCAGAAACCUUCAUCUGAGAAGCAGGUUGACAACACUGGGUAUUGA